AACAGUAUUAAUGGUUUUGUUAUUAUAGUUAUGAUUAUACAUUAAAAUCGUUUUGCAUGUCAUAUUCUGGUUAGGCAGACAAACUGUUUAUGAGUGAAUAUUCUGCAGUUUUUGCGUUAGUAAAUCUUCACAUUUUAGUAGUAUGAAAAGGAAACGUCUAUUAAAUCUGUGAAUAAACAGAAGGCAAGCGAAAGACAGUCAUUCACUUCAUAUUUUAAUGAAAUCUCGCGUUAUGAAACGGACUGCAUAAAAUUCCCGUUAUAAAACUGUAAAUUGGUGUAACUGCUGUCCUGUGAACGAGCAGCAACAAAACUCUUCUGCGCCGGUGACUCAUCUAAACUUCUGAUUGGUUAUUACGUUCCUGCGUUGUCUAUGAUUGGUUGUGACGUCCAGCGCUGUAUACACGGAACAAAAUCUUUGAUUCACCGUGAUCGGACGUGAACGUAAUGCUGCAGCUUCAUCUCCACAUUUCAUUUACCUCGUACAUUAAUUGUAUAAAGUGAAACGAGUUAUUAUUACAUGUGCAAAUGUGUAUAAAUUGUCAAAUCAAUAUAUAUAUAUAUAUAUAAUUUACUGUAUAUGAAAAGUGGAUUAUAAACAUGACUCUUACUUUUAGCACAUUCACUUUUCAGAGUCUUCAGACUCAGACACACAAAGACCUCAAUUCGGUUCUCUAUAAUAAAGUAUAAACUGAUUAGAAGAAGAAUGUCACAAAGUAGGCUAUUAAUAACAUUUCUUAACAUCUCCUGUAUGUCCCAGUUAUAUUAAGCACCUAAAUCAGAUAUGAUAUGUAAUGUUAGACAUUGUUAUGUUUAUACAUCUUCCUCUACCUCCUUCUUCCUCUCAUUCAAUUCCACUGCCUGCAUGAGAGAGCCGCACCGUGGGCAUCCCCGCUCUGUCGACCGCAGGACUCCCAUUACUGAGACUGGAAGAGAUAGCUCUUCCCAAGAGGAAAGAAAUGGAGAGGGGACUGUAAAAACAGACUGUGGAAGAACCACCGCACAAAGACAAGAGCAAAACCAGCCGGCGGAUAAGAAAACAUCCAGAGAAGAUCUUUACUUCCGCUCUUAAAUUUCAUAUCAGAGUGUUUUAACUUAUGCUUUAUAUAUAAUAGUGUACGUUGGGACGUUUAGUUGAGUGUCCAGCUGUUAGAGAGUUGAGGUUUAUAGAAACUCUACGUCUGUGGGCUCUGGUUUGGAGAUGAUGGUUUGGGCUGGUUUGUGGAUUUGGGGUGCGUUGGGUGCCCUGGUUCUCGCAGGUCAGUCUGAAGCGUGUCCGCCGCACUGCUCCUGUACGGGGACCACUGUGGACUGCCAUGGACUUGCCUUCAAGAACGUGCCUCGAAAUAUACCAAAGAACACAGAGAGACUAGACUUGAAUGGAAACAAUCUCACACAUAUCGGGAAGGACGACUUCACUGGUCUGAAGCACAUGAGAAUUAUAAAUCUGAUGGAUAAUCAAAUAGUGACUAUAGACAAAGGAGCCUUCAGUGAUCUCAAGGAAUUGGAUAGACUGCGUCUGAACAGAAACCGACUCCAGCAGAUCCCUGAGCUUCUGUUUCUGAAGAAUCCCGUUCUCUCCAGACUUGACUUAAGUGAGAAUGUCAUUCAGGUCAUCCCAAGGAGAGCGUUUCGAGGCGCUACUGACAUCAGGAACUUACAGCUGGACAAAAACCGCAUCAGCUGCAUUGAGGAGGGAGUGUUUCGUGCCAUGAGAGCCCUGGAGGUCCUCACGCUGAACAAUAACAAUAUCAGCUCCAUCCCCAUAUCCAGCUUCAAUCACAUGCCCAAGUUACGUACCUUUCGUCUGCACUCGAACAGUCUGCACUGCGAUUGUCAUUUGUCAUGGCUGUCUCAAUGGCUCAGACAGAGACCAGCGCUGGGACUGUUCACACAGUGCAGUUCUCCAGCAAACCUACAUGGCCUAAACCUGGCUGAACUACAGAAAAAAGAGUUCACAUGCACUGGUAUUUUUGAUUCAAGCCCCCAGACGUGUAGUCUAGUGUCUGGUUCUUGCCCCCCGAUGUGCACCUGCAGCAACAACAUCGUGGACUGUAGAGGAAAAGGUCUCACAGCCAUUCCAGCCAAUAUGCCGGAAAGCAUGACUGAAAUACGGUUGGAGCAGAAUGGUAUUAAAUCUGUUCCUCCAGGGGCGUUUGCCCCCUACAAGAGACUACGAAGAAUUGAUUUGAGUAAUAACCAAAUAUCUGACAUUGCCCCGGAUGCUUUUCAAGGCUUGCGGUCACUCAACUCGCUGGUUCUUUAUGGGAAUAAGAUUACAGAUCUGCCUCGAGGUGUUUUUGAAGGACUUACCGCAUUAGAAUUACUGCUAUUAAAUGCCAAUAAAAUCCACUGCGUUCGUGUGAACGUCUUCCAGGACCUUGAGAACUUGUCUUUAUUGUCUCUGUAUGACAAUAAGAUCCAGACUUUAGCCAAAGGGACGUUUUCGCCGCUGAAAUCCAUCCAGACACUACACUUGGCUCAGAACCCAUUCGUAUGUGACUGCGGUUUGAAGUGGCUAGCGGACUUUUUGCGCUCGAACCCGAUUGAGACCAGCGGUGCGCGCUGCUCCACCCCACGACGCCUCGCCAACAAACGCAUCAGUCUAAUCAAGAGCAAGAAAUUCAGAUGUUCAGCAGCCAAGGAACAGUACCACAUUCCCGGUACAGAGGACACACGGUUAAACAAGGACUGUAACAGCAAACCUGUUUGUCCACCGAAAUGCCGCUGUGAAGCUACUGUAGUGGACUGCUCCAAUCUGCGUCUUACCAGGUUCCCCGAGCAUCUGCCUCUCGCUACCACGGAACUUCGUCUUAAUAACAACGACCUGUCCAUCCUGGAGGCGACAGGGCUCUUUCGGUCUCUCAACCAUCUGAAGAAGAUAAACCUAAGCAACAAUAAAAUCUCAGAGAUUGAGGACGGAGCUUUUGACGGGGCAUCGUCUGUUCUUGAACUUCAUCUGACCGCCAACCACUUGGUGUCUUUGCGUGGAGGAAUGUUCAGGGGAAUGGACGGAUUACGCAUGCUGAUGCUCAGGAAUAAUCUCAUCCGUUGCGUCCACAAUAGCAGCUUCAGUGGUCUUCAGAAUGUUCGUCUGCUCUCGCUUUAUGACAACCAGCUUACGACCAUCAUGCCUGGAGCCUUCGACACCCUGCCAAACCUUUCCACCCUAAACCUGCUGGCAAACCCGUUUAACUGCGAUUGUCGUCUGUCAUGGUUGGGAGAAUGGCUUCGUUCUCGACAGAUUGUGACGGGGAACCCUCGCUGUCAGAACCCUGCCUUUCUUAAAGAGAUCCCAUUGCAGGAUGUGGCAAAACCAGAUUUCAGCUGUGACAAGGCCAUCAUUGAAGAUGACACUAGCUGCGUCCCCAAGCCAGAGUGUCCCGAAGAGUGCACUUGUCUGGAUACAGUGGUGCGUUGCAGUAACAAACACUUGUUCGGCUUACCCCGUGGCGUCCCACACAAUGUCACUGAACUAUACCUGGAUGGGAAUCAGUUUGUCUCGGUGCCCAAAGAGCUUUCAACGUUUAAACACCUACAGCUGGUGGACUUGAGCAACAAUAAAAUCAGUUCUUUGUCCAACUCGUCCUUUGCCAACAUGAGCCAGCUGACCACACUGAUCCUGAGUUAUAAUGCCCUGAACUGUAUCCCCCCUUUUGUUUUCGGGGGCCUGUCCUCUCUACGGCUGCUCUCUCUUCAUGGCAACAAUAUUUCUGAAUUACACCAAGAAGUCUUUAGAGAUUCCUCAUCUUUAUCUCAUCUGGCCAUUGGAGCAAAUCCUCUGUACUGUGACUGUCGUCUACGUUGGUUGUCUGACUGGGUGAAAAGUGGGUAUAAGGAACCCGGCAUCGCCCGCUGCGCAGGGCCACAGGGCAUGGAGGGCAAACUGCUGCUCACCACACCAGGCAAUACCUUCCAAUGCACAGGCCCCGUUGAUCCAUCUGUGUCUGAGAAAUGCAGCCUGUGUGCCUCAAACCCCUGCCAGAAUCAGGGCCAAUGUCACAAUGACCCCGUACAUCUAUACAAAUGCAUGUGUCCACAGGGUUACAAGGGAAAAAACUGCGAGGUCUCCGUCGACGCCUGUGAAUGCAAUCCAUGUGUAAAUGGCGGCACCUGUCAAAGUGAACACGAAAGAAAAGGCUUCAGCUGUGCGUGUCCACCUGGAUAUGACGGUCAGUUCUGCGAGGUGGAUGUCGAUGAUUGUGUCGAUAACAAGUGUGAAAAUGGCACCAUCUGCGUGGACGGAGUGGGAAAUUACACCUGUGUCUGUCCUCACCCCUUUUCAGGCCAAAGAUGUGAAGAGUAUGAGGAAGAUCUGUGUUAUCCUGGUCAAAAUCCCUGUCAUCGUGGAUCUACUUGUAUUCCAACAGUCACAGGACCAAAAUGCAUCUGUCCACCUGGUUUUGUAGGAGAUGACUGCAGUAUAGAUUAUAAUGAAUGUGAGGGACAUUAUUGUCAGAACGGUGCACGAUGUGUAGAUAAUCUGGUAGGAUAUACCUGCGUUUGUCCACAGGGAUACAGUGGUCGAUUAUGUGAAGUGUCUCUCUCUCCGUCCGGCUGCGAGUUGUUGCACUGUGAGAACGGCGCCCCCUGUGCAGAGAGUGAGGGAGGUGCAGUGUGUCAGUGUUUGCCAGGGUUCGGGGGACCACAAUGUGAAAAGCUUCUCAGUGUCAACUUCAUUGACAGAGACUCUUACCUGCUGCUCAGUGAUCUUAAAAACUGGCCCCAAACCAACAUAACCCUGCAGGUCUCCACGGCUGAGGACAAUGGCGUCCUUCUCUACAAUGGAGUCAACGACCAUAUUGCAGUAGAGCUGUAUGAGGGCCAUGUCAAAGUGACCUAUGAUUCAGGAAACCAGCCAGGCAGUACCAUUUAUAGCUCUGAAAUAGUGAACGACGGAGAGUUUCAUACGGUCGAGUUAGUUACUUAUGACCGAAUGGUCAAUCUGUCAGUUGACGGAGGGCUUCCCACGACUCUAGACAGUUUGGGACACGUCCAACCUCUCACUAAAGACGCCUCGCUAUAUGUAGGCGGUAUGCCUGAAAACUCCCAGUCACUGUCGUUCAACCCGUGGCCGCCUGUCAACGGAUCCAGUUUUCAGGGCUGCAUUCGGAAUCUGUACAUUAAUAAUGAACUGCAGGAUUUUACUCAAACUCAGAUGAAGCCCGGGGUGGUGCCGGGGUGCCAGCCCUGUCAAGAGCUCCGCUGCGUGCAUGGACUGUGCCAGCCGGAGACCGCUGUCGGGCCCGUGUGCCGCUGUCAGCCGGGCUGGGGAGGACCUCACUGUGAUCAAGCUCUUCUUACAGCUGCUGCUAACCCUUGCCAGAAAAACAAGUGUGUCCAUGGUACGUGUGUUCCAGUAGACGUUCAAUCUUACCGCUGCGAGUGUGCGGAGGGUUUCCACGGCUCCUUAUGCAGUCAACCGGACGUCCCUCCCAGUCCCUGCACAGCACUAAACUGUCAACAUGGCUACUGUGAGGUAUCACAGACGGGACAGGCGCAAUGUAUCUGCGACAGUGGCUACAGUGGACAAUUAUGUGACAUAGUUGCUCCCUGUAGAGGAGAAUCUGUGAGGGACUUUCAUCGCAUACGCCGCGGUGAGCUCCAGUGUCGUAGCACCCAGCCCCUGUCCUGGCAGGAGUGUCGCGGCGGCUGCAGGGCGGACACAGGCCUGUGCUGCACCAGCAUCAGAGUACGCCGCAGACGCUACAGCUUCCAGUGUGACGACGGCACGUCAUUUACACAAGACAUUGAGAAGACCGUAGAAUGUGGCUGUGAUAAGUGUGUGUAGUCACAAAGAAGGAUCACAGGCUGCAGAAGACACGUUAUGUAUCAGUGUAUCAUGGACCAUAUUAUCUGUGAUGUAGGAGUUUGAAGAACUGUUUAAGAGAAGAUUGCAUGAGAACGAUGAUGCCAGAAUUCAUUUUGACAUCUAAAUGUUGAGUCGUGCUGUCCGACGAAUGAACUUUUAAAUGUCGAAAGUAAAGAGCUAACCAAAAAUUGGAUUAGAUGCUUAGAUAUAUUCAUUCAGUUUAACAGAAAACAUGUUAAAGUACAUUAUAGUAUUUGCAUUUAUAACAUUCAUUGUGAUAUAUUUGUUUAACUUUAAGUUUGAUUGUAAUAUAUACAGUUUUUAAUUUCGAUAUAGUAUUUUUGUAUGUUAAACACCAUUUUUUUUUGUUUUCUACACACGUUUAUUUUACAAAGUAGCUUUUGUGUUUUUCAUUUAAUGCAGUCUGGUGCCAAUCUUUUGUUGUUGACAAGUGAUAUUGUUUCUAUUUAUUUCAUUAAA
Molecule: messenger RNA, 6291 nt
Organism: Triplophysa dalaica
Lineage: Eukaryota; Metazoa; Chordata; Actinopteri; Cypriniformes; Nemacheilidae
Gene: slit1b
Product: slit homolog 1b (Drosophila)
Exons: 38
Coding region: 1201-5790 (1529 amino acids)
Biological process (GO): negative chemotaxis; axon guidance
Molecular function (GO): Roundabout binding; calcium ion binding; heparin binding
Source: RefSeq, a predicted model, not a curated record